Messenger RNA from Myotis brandtii (Brandt's bat), 1627 nucleotides. RefSeq names its product cilia and flagella associated protein 73 (gene CFAP73). Gene Ontology annotation, biological process: spermatid development. The record is from RefSeq and is a predicted model, not a curated record. Bases 41 to 577 code for a protein of 178 amino acids. The transcript has 6 exons. Lineage: Eukaryota; Metazoa; Chordata; Mammalia; Chiroptera; Vespertilionidae.
CCCUCCAGGUGGAAAGAAAGCCCCAGAAAUCGCCAGGAGAAUGGCCGUGUCCUGGGAGAGAGAUUUCCGACUGGCCUUGCAAGACAAGCUGCCAAUGAAGAUCCCGGAGUGGAAUCCCGGCCACUCCCCGCCGGUGCUGUGUCUCCUGCAGAAGAGGCAGGAGCUGGUGGAUGUGGACCGGGGCCUGCGGGCCCAGAAGGAGGUGUUCCAGAACAGGAUGGCAGUCCUGAUGCAGCGCCAGGAACAGUUGGAACAGAAGAAGCAGGAGCUAAAGGGGUCCUUUUUCCGCUUUGACAAGUUCUUGCAGCUGCUGGAGCAGGUGCUGGGGUUGCUGCCGGAGGAAUCCAAGUGGGUUCAGAUCCAGAACACAGCCGCUGAGAAGACACUGCUCCUGGGCCGUGUGAGGAUGGCGGCGCUCAACCUGUUCCAGUUGGUGAGCCAGCAUCAGAGGCAGCCGCCUGCCCUGGACCUCGAGGACACGGAGGGGCAGCUGGAGCAGGUGAAGCUGUUCCUCCUGGACCUCUCUGCCGUGCUGGCCAGCCUCCCCCAGAGUGAGCCCGAGACCGCGGCCCCCUAGCCCGACCCUGGUGAGUAGUGGGCACACCCCCCGGGGGCUUCUCCUCCCGGAAAGAAGGUGCACAUUUCCUGGGGUGGGGCGGAAUGGCUCUCACCUGGAGAUGGGAGGGCCGUGCCCACUCAGAUGGCGGCGGGACAACACGAGGGGCACAAAGCCAGCACUCAGAACUCGUGGCCGACAUGGGGGCACCCACCCCACCCCCACCACCUGGCCUGGGGCCGGGUUCUUCCUCCAGGGCAGCUGGGGGCAUUAAAAAGCAGGUAUUUGCCAGGUGCUUGCAAUGGGGCCUGGUGCAAAUGCUGGUAAAUUCCAGGUGAGUGUUGGGUUAAGUCAAGUAAAAUCAAUAGGACCAGCAAGAGGGUCUCGGGAGCCGAAACCCACUCCCAGGCACCUGCUCACAAGGCCCCUCCCCGGCUUGAUAUGCAGCUGCUGGAGGCUCCCCUUGACCUUUCAGGACCCAGUAGGGGCCGGGAGCACAGGCCUCGGGCAGGACAGAGGCCUGGCCAGUCCUGCCCGCUUGGUGUGUGGUGGGGCAGGGUGAACCCCUCACAGCCAGAGGAGCAGCUGUGCCCCUGCCCCAGACCCUGCAUCCUGUUGUGUCACGCCCCCCGCCCCACUCCACUCCCAGCUUCGAGGCUGGCCCAGAAGGAGAAAGGGGACUGUCAGCUUUGGGGUUCUCCCACCUUAGGCAACUAACUCAUCCUCUGAGCCUCAUUUUCCUCUGCAAACUGGGGACACCAACAGAACCCAACCUCAGGGGGUCCCCGGGGGAUCCCACGGGACUUGCCCACAUGCUCUCAACUCACCCGGCGUGCUAGCUGGGAUUUCAGUGCCUGGGUCUGUCCCUUCCAACUCCUAGAGUGGACGGCACUUCGGGUCCACCAGAGGUGCUCAAGAAAGGUUUAUUACCUUAAAAAUACAUCACUGGGCCUUGGGCACUCACAGCUCAGACCUGUGUGACCACCACCUCUGAACCCAGAGCACACAGAAGCAGCAGGAGCCGAGUCGCCAAUUCAGGGCGCAAACUCCUAUGCACCCUUCAAGACCUUG